Molecule: messenger RNA, 3060 nt
Organism: Diuraphis noxia (Russian wheat aphid)
Lineage: Eukaryota; Metazoa; Arthropoda; Insecta; Hemiptera; Aphididae
Biological process (GO): microtubule cytoskeleton organization
Cellular component (GO): microtubule cytoskeleton
Source: RefSeq, a predicted model, not a curated record
CCACUUCGCCAGUCGCUCCGUCGCUGGUAAUCCGGCCAUGCGAUUCAGGAGCCAUUACACUAUCAAAUUUCAAUCGAUUCGUACGUGUGUUAGUUAGUACGAUUUGUUAUAUAGGUGUAUACUUAUGUGUAUAAAUAAUGUUCUAAUUUUAUUCGUACGAAAUAUGAUUUGGUUUACGUCGUGACAUGGUCCACGGUUUUGACGAUGGCGGGUUUAUUGAGGGUACCGCAUUUCCGGCAUAGUGGCGAGGACUGUAGGCGAACCGGUCCCGAAGAAGGGAUCGACAAUUUGUUGCUGGUGCCAGGGAGUGUGCUGGAUAUGGAUGGAAAUCAACUUAGAGACGACUUGAAUGGAUUGAGAUUUGCAUUUCGUAAACAAUAUCUGCAGGCGGAUCUCGGGCCCCAGGGAAAUAUUUGGAUAUCAGGAGUGACCACUGUUAACUCUGACAAUCGGCCAAGUACAGCUCCAACACCACCUCAAAAUUCUUCUAGAGCAGGCGGACUUCAUUGGUUUGCUCAUGGUGCAGAUUCAUUUGACUUUUAUGAUGAAACAGACGAAACAGGAAAAGAAAAUGCAAUCAAAGACCGCGAAGAACGAUUACGACUUGUUCGUGAGAAACACGAUGAAGAACGCCAAAGAAAACUCGAUGAACUCAAACAACAAGCACUGGCUGUACAAAGGUAUCGAGAACAAAAAGAGGAGGAAAGACGGAGACGUUUAGAUGAAAUGCGUUUACGAGAUUCUGAAAGGCGACAACAAGUGGAAGAAAGAAAAAGACAAUUGUUCGAAGCUGAGAGAGAGAAACGAGACGCUAUCCUAAAAAAAAAUCUAGAACGUGAGGCCAGAAUURUGUCAAAAAGAAGAAAUGAGCGUAGCUCAAUUGUUUUCGCAUUCGGAAGUUCGACGCCUCGCAUGUUAGAACCUUCAGAAACCGGCGGAUCGUACUGGGCUAGUCGCAGAGCUACAUCUACCAGCAAUGUGAUGAUGCUGAGCAGUACAACUCCCAUGGGCCCUUUGACGAGGAGAUCGUCAGAGCGCGAGCUAAACGAAUGUUCUGGGAAAAAAAGGGCUGCUUCAGCUGGUGGUCUGUCGAAUCGCAGUACUGACGAGUACAAUAAUAAGAGACAUUCCGUAAUGGAUGUCUUACAUUGGAGUGAUAUGUGUUACCCUGUUAUCCCAGAAUACCCUGUAGAUGUGGGGUGUGAAGGCGGUGAUGGGAGCGCCGAACGAAGGGCGGCCAGACGGAAGACGGACCUGAUGCCCACCAUCGUGUCCCCGCGUGACCUGACACCCUGCAGCCGUCCCGGAUCAUCCAGUUCGUCCCGUCGGUCACCAGGUAGGGCGAGUUCGAUGACUCGGCUGGACGGCGCCGCAGCCACCGCUUUCGGCGGUGGAGGCGGACGGCUACUGUCGUCUGCGCGCAGCAUGAGCCACUUGGCCGGCGGCGGCGGGCGAUCUGUUGUUUUAGGUGCCAACAAGGAUCGCUCGACGCAUCACCGUAGUAUGAUCGCCUUGAACCCGGUGCCGCCGCCCAGACCCACCAGAGCCGAGCGACUGCGCAAGCGCGCCAGAGAAUUCGCAAACGGCGGUGGUGCAGGCAUGAAAUCUGGUGAAAUGACGCCGAAUCGACCCCAGAGUUCCAUGAGUCAGUCGAGCACUGGACCUUUGCCMACGCAACCGAGAUCCAGGCCCGUAGCGACACCACGCAAACCGCGGCCAAUCAGUAUAGCCGUGACUGGCGUCACAUCUGAUCCACCCGCUAAGUCUCCGGCCACUGGCGAAAGACCGCCACUGCCCAAAGUGAAUGUUACCAAAAAGUCGAUUACCCCUAAGGUGGAGACGAAAAAGUUCCCCAACGACAAUACAAAACAGCAAUCUUCGACGGCUAUAAAGGACAAAAAUAAAAACGCAAAGAAUUCUACUGAAUCAUCCGAUAACGUCGAAUCUUCUAAUCAGCAGCAUACCACCGCGGUGGUUCCCAAAGACGAAKACAGUCGUGAAAAUUCGACUCAAGGGUCGGUGAACGACCUAGCCGAAUGCGACAUGACCGCUUCGAUGUUGGCUACGAAACAGAAGAUCUCGACGGAAGAAGAAGCCAAAGCGGCGUUGGCGGAACGCAGAAAACUGGCGCGUGAACAAGCAGAGAGAGACGCAGAGUUAGAAAGACAACGAUUGGAAGCCGAGAGAUUGGCAGAAGAAGAACGGUUGCGUUGUGAAGAAGAAGAACAACGUCGGCAAGAAGAAGAACAACUACGAAUGUUGGAAGAAGCUCGGAAAUCUGAAGAGUUGCGGUUGCAGUUGGCCAUCGAAGAAACAAAAAAACGUGAAGAGGAAGAUAAAAAACGAAAAGAGGAAGAGCACAAGUUGAAAUUGGAAAAGGAAGAAGCUGACCGCAAAGCAAAAGAAGAAGCGGAAAAGCUGAGACAAGAGAUGGAAAUCAAAUUGAAAAAGGAGGAAGAAGACAGGCAACUUAGACGUAAACGAGUCGAAGCUAUCAUGCUGCGGACUAGAAACCAAGGCAAAGGAAACUCGUCGACCAAAGAAGAGACUGAAUCUGCCGAGCAACAAGCCGGCGAGAAUAAGACGGAAAAAUCGUCGUCUGACCGGAUGACGACUAGUCAAGGACCGAUAUCUGAGACCGAAGCGAUGCUGACCGCCGAGAGGGUUCAUUCGUUGUCGUCAACGACGUCAUCGACAUCUUCGUCGCCAACAUCACCACCGGGCGACACUCUGUCUAACGGACUGCUUCCGGUAGAAACUUCCAGUUCCAAACAAAACGGUCGUACGGACGACUCGGUAGUGCAUCAGAGCAACGGCUGCCUUCCGACGGCGAACGGCAACACAGUUUUCAGCUCGGAAGUACAACUAAACAAUGUCACUAACAAUCUGCUAGAUUUAUCGUUGGAACCCAUUCCGUCUGACGCUCUGUCAACGCAACAAAUCAUUGAUAUUGGCAUGAGCAAGUGCAUUCAAGGCAACACUACGGACUUUCCUGCGUAUCAAGAAACUAAUAGAUCAGAGCAACAAAUUGUCAAUGGUUUGACUGGUAGAAGAAUCUAA